UCAGGGCUAACCUCACUGCCUCUCUCUUCCCAAAAGAAAAAAGCUUUACCACUUGACGGUAGAGAGAGGGCCGCCUCUCUCUCUCUCUCUCUCUCUCUCUCUCUCUUUUUUACUUCUUUCUCUCUCUACAUACCCAGAAGCCCAUUCACUAUUCUAGAUGAUGUUACGAGCAAAGCAGAUUGGUAAUAUCUCAAGUAGUGCGAGGUCCUUAUUUCUUAGUGGAACACGAUGUAGUGGAGCAGAUGGAAAUUCUUGCACUUGUCCUGAAGAUGAAACUUGUGUUUCACAAAGGCAAAAGAAAAGAACUGACCAGCUACUUGCAGAGAACCCAUCAUCCACCUUGUCAUCCAAAACUUCAGCAAGAGUGGGAACCUUCAUUAGAGGGGAUGUGGUAAAAGCAGCAAGUUCUCAAAAAGCAAGUACUGACCAUCCAGCCUCUUUAAAACAAGUUGCAACUAUUCCAGCUUCUUUGGAAGGAUCAGACUGUGUAAAUUAUGCUGGUAAUGUUGAUACUUCUCAGAAGGAUGUGGCACAUUCAGCACCUUUUAUUGCAGACCAGUUUGCCAAGGCAGGUGUCGCAGCAGUAAAUUUUCUAUCUGAUAUGGUAAAUUAUAAGAUUCCUUUUUCUGAUGGGAGUGCAAUGCUGCCCAAAAAUUAUGUGGUUGAUUCCAGCAGGUCCCUUUCUGGUAUCAAACCAUCAAAUGUGAAACACGUCAAAAGAGAGAACUUUUCUAGUGUUCAUCCAAAAUCAUCUUCUGAGGUACCAUCUGGGUCAAGUCGUGCGAGUAACUAUCAUGCUAUGAAGGGUAAAGGUGAUAAAUCCAGUUUAAUUAAAGGUUUAAAUCAGGUUCCUUUUACCAAGACUGACAACUCAGUUUUAACUAAAAGUGUAUCUUCAGACACUCGUAAUAAGCAGGCUAUACCACAGAGAUCAAGAGCUCAUUUCAACAACUUCAAUUCAGAUUUUAGUUCCAGUGUACAGGAUUCAGAUGUGAAUACUGUCAGUAGCAUCAAUAACGGUUUUGGGAAACCCACAAGAGAUACAAAAUUACCAUCAGGAUAUGCUCCAAUGAAGAGGCCACCUACCAGUACUGGGCAUCUUGUGCAAAGUGUUUCUCACAUUUUGCAAGGGCUGAAAUGGGGGCCUGCGGCCGAAGAGGCACUUAAGAAUCUCAAUUAUUCAAUGGAUGCAUAUCAGGCAAACCAAAUUCUAAAGCAACUUCAAAACCAUUCUGUUGCUCUCAGCUUUUUCUACUGGUUAAAACAGCAACCUGGAUUCAAGCAUGAUGGACACACUUACACCACAAUGGUUGGCAUCCUUGGCCGUGCCAGGCAGUUCGGUGCCAUUAACAGGCUGCUGCAUCAGAUGGUAGAGGAAGGAUGCCAACCAAAUGUUGUGACGUAUAACCGUCUAAUUCACAGUUAUGGUCGUGCCAACUAUUUGAGGGAAGCACUCAACGUGUUUAAUCAAAUGCAGGAUGCAGGGUGUGAACCUGACCGUGUUACCUACUGCACACUCAUUGACAUACAUGCUAAGGCUGGGUUUCUAGACAUCGCCCUCCGUCUGUAUGAUAGGAUGCAAGAGGCUGGCCUUUCUCCUGACACAUUUACUUACAGUGUUAUAAUCAACUGCCUUGGGAAGGCUGGUCAUUUAGCUGCUGCCAACAGACUAUUCUGUAAGAUGGUUGAUCAGGGCUGUAGUCCAAAUUUAGUCACCUAUAACAUCAUGAUAGCUUUGCAAGCAAAAGCAAGGAAUUAUGAGGCUGCUUUGAAGCUUUACCGUGAUUUGCAGAAUGUUGGUUUUCAGCCAGAUAAGGUGACUUAUAGCAUAGUGAUGGAGGUGCUUGGCCAUUGUGGGUAUCUAGAGGAAGCUGAAGCUCUUUUUCUUGAGAUGAUACGGAAGAAAUGGGUGCCUGAUGAACCUGUUUAUGGUCUUUUGGUAGAUUUGUGGGGUAAGUCGGGGAAUGUGGAGAAGGCUUGGGGGUGGUAUCAAGCUAUGCUUAAUGCAAGGCUGCGUCCAAAUGUGCCUACUUGCAAUUCUAUGCUCAGUGCUUUCCUUAGGGUGCAUCGGCUAUCAGAUGCCUAUAACUUGCUACAAAGCAUGGUGGACUUAGGUCUGAACCCUUCUUUGCAGACUUAUACUUUGCUUCUCAGCUGUUGUACAGAAGCACAAUCAUCAUAUGACAUGGGAUUUUGUGGCCAGCUCAUGGCAAUUACUGGCCAUCCCGCACAUUCGUUUCUACUGUCCAUGCCAUCGGCAGGACCUGACGGUCAGAAUGUGCGUGAUCAUAUGAGUAGGUUCUUGGAUCUGAUGCAUAGUGAGGAUAGAGAGAGCAAGAGGGGACUUGUAGAUGCAGUGGUGGAUUUUCUCCACAAGUCAGGGCUCAAGGAGGAGGCUGGCUCUGUUUGGGAGGUUGCUGCAGAAAAGAACGUAUAUCCAGAUGCCAUCAAGGAGAAAAGCUCUUGUUAUUGGCUUAUUAACCUCCAUGUUAUGUCAGAUGGUACCGCUGUAACAGCCCUGUCAAGGACACUUGCUUGGUUUCGCCAACAGAUGCUGAUUUCAGGGAUUGGCCCCAGCCGGAUUGAUAUUGUGACUGGAUGGGGCCGCAGGAGCAGGAUCACAGGAACUUCUCUGGUAAGGCAGGCAGUGCAGGAUUUGCUGCAAAUGUUUAGCUUUCCAUUUUUCACUGAGAAUAGUAAUUCUGGGUGUUUUGUUGGUUGCGGGGAGCCUCUUAAUAGAUGGCUGCUCCAGUCUUACGUUGAGCGGAUGCAUUUGCUUUAGUUGCUUAUCAUUUUUUGCACCAUUAUUGUUGGGUAAACACAAUUUUGUUGCGGGAAAGGCAAGCAGAGUUAGGUUAUACCCUAGUGUAUAAUCGUGUAUUUAAAACGUUUUGUAUCUGCAACUUUUAAGUUAUGAAAUGAAAGUUAUGUUUGUA
This is a messenger RNA of Ziziphus jujuba (common jujube), 2936 nucleotides long. RefSeq names its product pentatricopeptide repeat-containing protein At1g74750. The transcript is spliced from 2 exons. Lineage: Eukaryota; Viridiplantae; Streptophyta; Magnoliopsida; Rosales; Rhamnaceae. The coding region runs from base 158 to 2782 and encodes 874 amino acids. Gene Ontology annotation, molecular function: protein binding. The record is from RefSeq and is a predicted model, not a curated record.